AUGGCGGGCCCUCGGCCGUGGCUGGGCCUGGCCUGGCUGCUGGGCAUGGCGGCGGCGAGCGCCCUGCCCCUGGCCGCCGGCCCGCGGGACGAGGUGCUGGCCGCGGCGCUGCAGCGGCUGCGGGAGGUCUUCGACAUCGAGGAGCUGCCCCCCGACGUGCUGCCCCGUAAGAAGCCGCCGCAGUUCAUGGUGGAUCUCUUCAACAAGGUGGCCGACGCCAACGGCAUCACCCGCGCCCCAGGCCUGUUGGAGGGCGACGUGGUGCGCAGCUUCGAGGACCGGGGCGGGCCGGGGGUUCGGCUGCACCAGCAGCGCUUCUACUUCGACAUCAGCGCCAUCGAGAGGGGCGAGCAGAUGCUGAAGGCCGAGUUCCGAGUUUUCAAGCUGAAGAGGAAGCGUGUGGCCAGGUCCGAGGGGCAGCACUUCUGCAAAGUGGAAUUGUACGAACUCUUGGAGGGUGGAAGUAAGCCGCAAAAAAAACAUCUCAUUGCAUCAAGAUUAUUGUCUCUGUACACAGAAGGCUGGGAAGUAUUCAACGUCACACAGACAGUUUCCAAGUGGGUCGGAAACAGCAACUCCAACCACGGCUUUUUGAUAACUGCAACACAUGCAUUCAGCAAUAAAAUUGAGCACAACCUGGUUACAUUUGCGAAGAGCCAGGGCAAUUUGCAGGAGAGUAGAAAUGCCCUCCUUGUCCUCUUCACCAACAGUAAUAAACGAAGGUCUUCUAGCUUUGUACCCUCUUCCACAAAGCUGAACCCUGCCGAAAAUGACGCUUUGUUAGGUGUGCCUCAUGAACCUCAGAUCAUUGAAAACAACAAUGCAAGCAGGAGGAGGGGACCUCGGGCUGCAGCAGUGUCUUCUACCAGAAGCCAGGUUACAGCAUGUCAUCGGAGGGAACUCUACGUUGACUUCCAUGCUAUUGGCUGGUCAGGAUGGAUUAUUUACCCAAGUGGAUACAAUGCAUUUUACUGCCGAGGAUCUUGUCUUUUCCCCUUAGGGGAAAGUCAAAAUGCAACAAACCAUGCCACUGUUCAGUCCAUAGUCCAUACGCUUAAACUGUCUCAAGAUGUCAGCACACCCUGCUGUGUUCCAGAUGAACUGAAAUCCCUCAAUCUCCUCUACUUUGAUGACAAAGAGAAUGUGGUCCUUAAAAAUUACAAAGACAUGGUGGCAACAAGGUGCGGCUGUCAUUAA
Molecule: messenger RNA, 1197 nt
Organism: Cygnus atratus (black swan)
Lineage: Eukaryota; Metazoa; Chordata; Aves; Anseriformes; Anatidae
Product: bone morphogenetic protein 2-like
Exons: 5
Coding region: 1-1197 (398 amino acids)
Biological process (GO): SMAD protein signal transduction
Cellular component (GO): extracellular region
Molecular function (GO): cytokine activity; growth factor activity
Source: RefSeq, a predicted model, not a curated record